AUGGCGGCUAAGGGUACUUCCUCAGUCGCAGCACAUGGUGUGAAACUAGACACUCUUAAGGACUGCCUCCAGUUUCUGGAGUGGUUGCAUGAUAAGAAGCAGGAUGUUGCGAGAACGCGGGUGGCCGGUAGACUAAAGAGGUUACUAGAUAAGAAUUAUAAAAGUGUCGACCUACAUCGUAUUGAAGACGCACUGUCCCAAUUUCUCAAAAAUGUAUCAAAGUUUUACAAGACUUUAUGCGAUAGAGUAGAGUAUCCUAAAUAUACGCCUACAACCACUACACCUGCCCUCAACGCUGUCCUAGAGUGCAUUUCAAAAGUGCUUGCCGUUAUGUAUUUUUUGCGUUACCGUGUGGACGCGAAAUUCGAUAAAGUUGGCGGAGGGGGUUGGGCACAGCAGCCGGUUGGAUGGGUUGCACAGUUGGCUAGAUUUGAUACACAAAUGAUUGCACGGUUGGUAUCUAGUGGCAGUGAGAUUGAUGCAUAUUUCAUUGCAACAGUCGAUAACAAUACCUACGGUGUCAUCCCUGGAGGAUUUACCGCCGGUGAGUUGAAGCAGCUUUCUAGGGGUGGUUAUAAUCAAGGUUCUCUUAUGGUUGGGGACCUUCAAAAUAUUUGUGAGAAGCAUGCCGGUAGCGGUUUACAAAAUUAUUUUCUCGACGUUUAUUCAACAUCAGUCAUUCCUAAGACCGGUGGUACCCAAAUAUCGAACGUGGCCAAUGCUCUCCGCUUGGUGCGAGAUUUUUGUGGAAUUUUUGAAAAAGUGAGGGAUAAAGAAGACUUUGCAAAACAUUUAUAUUUGAGAGAUAGAUGCAUUGAGUUUCAAGCAUUAAAGGACCAUUGCGCGAAUCUUAAAGUGCCUCUUGGCAACAUUUUUAAACCUGAAGCCUUUUCUUUUACAGGUUACGCUCGGGAAGAUAAGGACCUUAACAUUGAUACGUUUUCGAAGAAGAUGGCUAGUUGGUUUAGAAAGAAUCUGAAUGCUGUGAAGAGAGAAUUGGCAAAUAUUGAAACAUUUGGUAGUAAAAAAUAUCCGUUUUUUAAUAAUCGUACUUUACGCAGCGGUUCGGGGCUACGCCAACAGGAUAAAGUAAAGCUUACUGAAUAUUUCACUCAAAAUUUUUUCCGUUAUGGAUUCACGUUUCAUGGCUACGACUUUACAAAAUGGCGAAAUAUGUAUGAUGUUUUGAAAAAGGAUUGGGAUGGUGUCAUCGAGAAACUAAAUAGGGAAGAUGACGGUUUGGAUAAGCUUGUGAAAAUUUUGAAUGGUACGAUGUGUCAACUAAGGACAGAAGAAGUAGAGGAUGAAGAGGCUAAGGAAGAGCUAGAAAUUCAGGAUGAAGAUUUGAGUGUGGAAGAAGAUAAACCUGUCGCCACUAAAACCGAGGCCGCCAAGCCUGUGGUCACCAAAGCUGAGGCUGCUAAGCCGACUGUCAGCAAAACGGAAGCGACGAAAACUGAGGCUGCGAAGCCGACUUCCACUAGAGCUCAAACAGUUGAAAAUGGCAAUGAGCAAAAUCAAGGCCUUAAAUCCGAGGAAGCGCAGCACCAAGGCAAGAAAGCGGAGGGAGCACAGAACCAGGGCAAGAAGGGGGAGGGAGCACAGAACCAGGGUAAGAAAACUGAGGGCCCAGAUCAAAAUAAUGGUCAAAGUGAAGAAAAGUUUCCAAGUUCACCAGUUGCACAGGCUGUACAAACUCAUACUUCAAGUGAUUCAAGUGCAGGCUCUGAGUUACCUGGUGCCCAUGCUUCCAGUGGUGGUCCGGGCCCGGUUUCUCAGGCGGGUUCUGCUGACGCUAGUCAAGCAAGUGAUCGGGCACCUCAAGCAGGUGUAGGUGACAGUAAUACAUCCAGAAGUCAGCCUGCUGCUAUCGGCGGUGAUGGAGUAGGAGGGGGUGGGAGUUCUGGGAUUUCGAAUAAGUGUCCCGGCGGUAAAGCACCUAUACAGCUUUGGCCUAAUAGUGACAGUAAAUAUUGCCCCAGUAAUGUUGAUACAAAUAAGCAUGAAGACGUGUAUAAAGCGUGGACUCCAGAACCACAAAUAACGGAUAAAGGUGCUCAGUAUCCUAAAAAUUCCAGGAUCACUGAUUCAUACAGAACUACAAAUCAAAGUAUACCUCACCUUCUCGGAUCUCCCCGUCAACAUACGGCUGGCCCAGGUACUGGGCGUGCAUUGUACGAACCAGGAGAAUGGCGACGCAGGCAGGGAGGUCGCAUAGCCGAAACAGAUAUGCCAUCUCUCGAUGUUACUGGCGAUCCUAUUGUAGAUUCGCGUGAUCACCAACACGAUAGGCUCCUUGCGCAGCGACGCAAAAACGAUGCAAAUCGUUUAAAUAUACAAAAACUAGAAACCCAGCAAAAACUAGCGUAUGAAGACAAAGCACGCAUACGGGAAAUAGAGAAACAGAAACAAAAUGCAUACGAACUGUGGAAACAGAAAGAAACAAAAGGAAAAGAUCAAAAACAGUACGACAAAUUUAGUGAAACUCUAAGAAGACAGAAUGAAAGGAACAAGAAGGUGGCAGCAGAGUUGGAUAAAAUAUUAAAAGAGGGAGACCCACAAAGAAAGAAGGAAGCGGAGUGGAUUAAACAGCGAGAGAAAGAGGAACGUCGACAGCAAGAAGGUUUGCGGAAGUAUUUGGGUUAUCUGCAAAAGCAUAGGGGAGAUUAUGCUCCAAUCAUGGGUAUUCCUAUCCCGGAACCGCAUGAUUUCGCCAUUGACGGCGAAGCGGUAACAACUUAUAAUGAUACGGCAUUAAAGAAACGAAUGGAUUUGUCUGAAAUGGAUUAUGAAAAGUAUUUAAAUUCAAGUCGUGUACAACUACAACAGAGGAGGGAAGAUCUGAAAAAACGGCAAAAAGAAGCAGAUGAGCGUUAUAAAAUAAACGCUCAACAGAUAUACAAAAUAGAUCCAAAGGUUAUUAGCGAUGUUAUCAUUGCCAUUGACGAACCAAAUGCCAAAGGCCUUCCCGGUCGUAUGCCUCCACAAGUUCCUGCAUUAUAUUCAGGUACCAUAGGCGAGGCGGUAGAGGCGCCAGAAUCUCAAACAAAAUCCUCGUCGCAAACACCAAUAUCGCAUAUUGAAGGACACCAUGUUUCGGAUCUCAGUUUGGCACCAUUGCUGAUACCUCCUCUACUUAUAGGUGAGCCGCUGGCACUGCCACCUCUGUCAACGGAUGAUUUUGACAUGAUUGCAGCUAAACGUGAUCAUGAUUUGAGAAACAUGCCACACAUAUCUGGUGACGCAAUUGAUAUUCCGCCAAAUAGUGUUCCAACCGACAACACGCAAGCGGUGUUAGUUGAAUCAGACCCAUCCGCAUUUGAACCCAAAGGAACGCUCAAUCCAGGUUUCCAAAAUGGCCGGGCUGUGACCGAUUCUCAAGUCUCAAUCACACUUGACGACAACAUCAUGGCGGAGUUAACAGGUGUCAUUGGCAAUACGAUCAAAAACGAAACGAACAAAAUUCCAACGAUUGAAGUUCCAGACAAUAUGAACGCUCCUAUAUCUUUACCAGCACAACCUAUAGGCUACUCUAUUCCAAAUUCAAAUCGGGAUGCCCCCGUGCAAGAACCGCGUCCAAAAUUCAAGCCGCCGGAUGUAAGCGGCAGUGUCACUUCCGGGUUUAUUAGCGACGUUGAGUCAUGGACAAAAAAGGAAGUUAUGUACAAUAAUAUAAAAAGGGAUCUUGAAGCGCAUAAGCAGGCGUUGGCGAACGACCAAGACCGGAGAAUCAAAGAGGCACAACGAUACGGAGAAGGAUUUAAAAAAAUGGUACAUAUGCACGACGAUGACAGGAAUCAACAUCUACUUGAUGAUGUACAAGAAUCAACAGAAAAACUCAAGUUUCCAUCACCACGCAAACUUCAAGAUAUUGUAUAUCCCAACGAGAAACCAUAUGUUGCUCCGCCGGUUAUUGAAACAUUGCCUCAUGAUUUACAGUCAACUGAAACAACCGGGGAUGUGUCUAAAACGUUUAUUGAUGUCAACGAUUCCGAGUCGCUUCCCGAAGUCAGCUUGUCCGUCGACAUAUUAAAACACCCACCGUUUCAGCCUCUGAAUGACUACGAUUACGGCCGUACAUUUAUGCCUUUGCCGGUAGUAGCAGGGGGUCAACUUGCGAGCACCCUUGAUUCACCUAGAUUGGUAUCAGAGCGAAGCAUCCCACUUUUUGUAAAUCCACACCUUUGUACUAACCCCUGGUCCGUUUCCACUUCCACUUCCUCCACCGAUACACCCCCUACACCUACCUCCCCUCCCCCAGACACCGACCAUCUACCCCCGCCAAGAACCAUCCGGGAAAUGCUGUUCUGGUUUGUGGGAUUGAAUCAAUUAGGGUAUAUUGGAGUGAUUAGUGAGCAUAUGAAGAGCAUUUUAAAGGAUAUUAACAAAGGUGCUUCCCAGAUCUCAGAUGGCCUUCAGGUCACCGGAGAUCCCACCGAGCUUGAUGCCUCCAUGGUCACCGCCAAACUGACCGAGGCGUGUCUCUACUCAGCCACCGUUAUCUACAGAAUGAAGCAUCGUGAUGAUUACUCAGCCUAUAAAGAGUUUAAGUUUGAAUCAGUAUACAGUAACCUUCAUUAUUCCCCCGACCCCGCCUGUCUCCUCUGCCAGCUGUGUGACUACGUCUACGCCUGCUGCCACCAGUUGGAGUUCCUCAAGUCGCAGUGUGAGAGGGACAAACUAAGUGGUGGUUGGCAGGAUUGUAAGUACGGCAGUGACAUCAAGACGCCAUCCCCUCUCCAUUCCUUCCUGACUGACGGCUGGGACUCAGACUUCGAGACUCACCCCUUCGACCCGUGCAACCUGUGCCACAAGAGCAGAGUCAGGAUGGGAUUCGGGGAAAGUGAUUUGCCUAAAAUUCAACAAACUGGCACUACCCUUUCCUCCAUCCUCACUCCCAGUUGCGGCGGUGAGGGCCAUGAUGUGCUACGCUACACAAAAUGGUAG
This is a messenger RNA of Babesia bigemina, 4947 nucleotides long. Its product is annotated as Ribosome-binding protein 1. Bases 1 to 4947 code for a protein of 1648 amino acids. The record is from RefSeq and is a predicted model, not a curated record. The transcript has a single exon. NCBI's taxonomy places the organism in Eukaryota, Apicomplexa, Aconoidasida, Piroplasmida, Babesiidae.